AUGUCUGAAAAAGAGAAAAGCGUUGCAGUAAAUAAAGAGGGCCCUAGUAGUCAGAAAUCUCCACAAGAUGAGGUAACUAUACUCGUCGGAACAUGGGUUCGCGAAACUACCGGAGCUUGGGUUUUCGAGACAGACACGCAUGAAGGUUCCGGAAGUAUCAAUCUCUCAGACGACCUCAAGUUUCGAGAUCUCGUUGAUGAAGUCCGCAUAAAAUUGCAAAUCAAAGCCGACAAUGUUAGUAUUAAACUCGGCUAUCAGUAUCCACAGUGGAUGGCCAUCGACGACGGUGACGGAUCAACUCCGCAAUAUAUAACCGAUGAUCAGGAGGUCCAGUUCUUUAUCCAGAUGCGACGCCAAAUUGAGGAGGUCAAUCUUUGCGUUACAAUAACAGCUCAUGUAAAUGGAGUUCCCACGAUUCCGACAUGCAACCGCAAGAUGAUGGAACACUCUCCUGAAACAGAGGAUAUACAAUCAUCUAAUGCUGCAGAUAAUGGAGGAAAUUCUGAAGACGAAUGGCAUAAAUUUGCUAUAUCUGAAACACCAAUGACGUUUCCGGCGUUUGGCUCGUCACAGCUCAUUGAUCUUCCUCCCAAACACCGUCACCGUGUACAAAGUAAAGCUAAAGGAGUGUCAAUUAAUGAAGGAGCUUCAGCAAUUCGUCUUAGAAGUCCCACGAUUGCUGCUGCUGAUAAAGGAAAAGGAAUUGUCACAGACUAUGGAAGCUCAAGUGAUAGUGAUGAUGACGAUGCCGCAGUUGUUCCAUCUUUACCAUCUAAAGUUCCAAAAGUUCAUCUCAACAACAACAAUGUGGAAGUCAGACGGAGUCUGUUUCAAGAUGGAGAAAACAGUCAUAUGGGACCGGAUAAUGAAGCUGACAGUGAAGAUGACGAUGAGAAGAGUGACUACGAACCAGAACAAGGUCGACGCUUUAGCAGAUGGGGAAGAUUUGAAGAUGCUCUCCAUCAAAUUCUUAAUGAUUUCAGCACUGAACCUGCUUUGUUUGGUCGUGACGCUCCACCGGUCUUCACAACCACUGAAGGAGAUGAACUAGAAGAUGCUUUGGCUGAUGUUCCAUAUGAGGGAGACAAUCUAUUUGUCGGAAGAGUUUUCAAAUCGAAGAAUGAUUGCAAAAUCAAAAUAGCAAUUCAUGCUAUUAAUAGGCGAUUUCACUUUCGAACUACUCGAUCAGCCCCCAACUUCAUGGUGAUGAACUGCAUCUCACCUUCUUGCCGUUGGAGAGUAUACACUGUCCAAGUCGACAACACAUGCAACUUUCAAAUCAGACAAGCUACUCUCAAACACAGCUGCUCUGUAGAUGCAAGAAGGAACUAUCAUCGCCUUGCAACAACGCAAGUUAUUGGUGAAUUGAUGCAGAGUAAGUUCGUAGGCAUUAAAAGAGGUCCAACACCUGCAGGAAUACGUAAGAUCCUUCUUGAUGAAUUUCAUGUUAAUGUUUCCUACUGGAAAGCGUGGAGAGCUCGUGAGAUUGCAAUGGAAAAUGCACAUGGAUCUAUGGCUGGAAGUUAUGCUUUGAUUCCAGUUUAUCUCGCUCUUCUCCAAAAUGCCAAUCCUGGGACGAUUUGCUGUCUCGAGACUGUCACAAAUCCAAUCGGAGGUACAAGGUUUAAAUACUGUUUUGUUGCUUAUGGAGCUUCUGUAGCUGGAUAUCAGUAUAUGAGGAAAGUAGUUGUCAUUGAUGGAACGAGCAUGAAAGGAAGAUACGGAGGUGUUUUACUCUCUGCAUGUGCCCAAGAUGCAAACUUCCAAAUCUUCCCAUUAGCAUUUGCCAUAGUUGACAGUGAGAACGAUAGUGCUUGGCAAUGGUUCUUGGAGAAGCUGAAGACAUUUGUUCCUGAUUCAGCCGAUCUAGUCUUCGUCUCUGAUCGCCACCAAAGUAUCUACAAUGGACUUGAACAAGUUUACCCUCUUGCACAUCAUGCUGCUUGUAUUGUACAUCUGUGGAGGAACAUUAGAUCUGAAUACAAGCCUCGUCGAGUUGCAAAUCUUGUGUCUGUUGCAGCUAGAGCUUUCACUAUUUCUGAGUUUAACAAAAAAAUUUUGGAAAUACAAAAGAUAAGUCCAGGAUGCGCUGCUUAUCUGGUCGAUAUUGGAUUUGAGCAUUGGACUAGAGUGCAUUUCAAAGGUCGAAGGUACAACAUAAUGGACUCCAACAUUGCUGAAUCAUGGAAUGCUGUCUUGAAGGAAGCAAGAGAAUAUCCUUUGAUUUUUAGAUUGGUGGAGGGAACAUGCUCAUGUAUGGAGUAUCAGCAACUAGGGAUUCCAUGUGCUCAUGCCGUAGCUGCAGCAGCAAGUAUCAAGAUACCAACAGAGACAAUGGUUUCCAAAGCUUUUUAUGGAACUUGUUGGAAACUUGGGUUUGAUGAGAAGAUUUACCCUGUUCCAUCUGUUGGUAAUGUGGAAAUUGGAGAAGGUUUUAGAGGGGAAUUGCUACCGCCUGAUGUUAAACGUCCUGCUGGAAGGCCAAAGAAAAUCCGCAUUACUUCUCGUGGUGAAUUCAAGCGUAAGGGGAAGAAAGGAGGACGUAAAUGCAGUCGUUGCCACCGUCACGGACACAACAAGGCUUCUUGCCGAUAUGCCAUUUGA
This is a messenger RNA of Microthlaspi erraticum, 2604 nucleotides long. NCBI's taxonomy places the organism in Eukaryota, Viridiplantae, Streptophyta, Magnoliopsida, Brassicales, Brassicaceae. The record is from the annotation of a GenBank genome assembly.